CCUCCCCCGCCGCGGGCUGCCGAGGGGGGGGAAGCGGCGGCGGGCGCCAUCUUGGCGGAGCCGUGCCGGGAGCUGCGGGCGGCGGGGCUGGGCGCGGAGCCUGUCCUAGCGGCGCGGCCGUUAAGUUGAUUUUACAGAAUUUAUCAGGUCUUCCAAGCAGAAACAGGUGAUUUUUGCUGUGGGUUGAGCUCAGCAUGGCUGUAGUCAUCCGUUUACAGGGGCUUCCUGUUGUUGCGGGUCCUGCAGAUAUUCGUCGUUUCUUCUUGGGAUUGAAUAUUCCCGAUGGAGGUGUGCAUAUUAUUGGAGGAGAAAUUGGGGAGGCUUUUAUUAUUUUUGCAACAGACGAAGAUGCACGGCGUGCCAUGAGCUGUUCAGGAGGGUUUAUCAAGGACUCCCGCAUAGAGCUCUUUCUCAGCAGCAAGGCGGAGAUGCAGAACACCAUAGAAAUGAGCCGGAAACGAUUUGACCGUGGGGGCCGAGAAACUCUGUCUGGGUCUAGACGAACAGGUGCUAAUGGUUCUGGUGCAGCGGGUGUCGGAGACAUUUCGCAUUUAGUCGCGGCUAUUACGAAAGGAAUAAAUAAGUCUGGUUACGGUCCGCCAAAUCACCCGGAGGCUGGUUUCCAUGCCAAUGGCACGAGACACGGUGAUGUAGGCAUGCCUAAAUCAAGCUAUCAGUCAAGAAAGGAUUCUCAUGCGUUUAACCCAGAUGAUCUGUACUUAUUCCUGCGUGGCAUACCGUACUCUGCGACAGAAGAUGCAGUGCGCGCGUUCCUUUCCGGAAUACGCGUGGACGGGGUGAUUCUGAUAAAGCAUCGUAACGGUUUAAACAAUGGUGAUUGCUUGGUAAAAUUCGCUACGCCUGGUGAUGCCUUAGAAGGACUUAAACGCCACAGACAGUACAUGGGGCAGAGGUUCAUAGAAAUCAGUCCGACUACGGAGGAACGGUGGAUUGAGUAUGGCGGGAGGGUAGACGUGCCAAAUGAGAUGGAUCACUUCUUCAAAGAACGGUCUCCAAGAAGUUCGGGCUACAUGCACGCAAGGAAACAUUCUCAUUCGAGAUCGCCAAGGAGACAAAGAACGCGUUCUCGUUCACCUCCCAGCCAGGAAUAUUACAUACACUUAAGGAAUCUUUCAACUAAUGUGGAGAAGAGAGAUUUGAGAGCUUUUUUCCCUGAUCUGGAUAUAUGCAGCAAACAAAUCAAGCUUCUAACGGACAAGCAUCAGAGGAGGACUAGAGACGCCUUUGUGAUGUUAAGGAGUGAGAGAGAUUAUCAGGCUGCUUUGGAGUGCCAUAGAAAGGUUCUUCUCAAUCGUCCCGUUUACAUUUUUCCAAUUUCAAGGAAGUCUAUGUUGAAAAUAAUUGAUUCUUACGAGAGGAGAAGAUCUCAGGAAAGAGAUCUUCCUGGACAGGCCAUGACAGAAAAAAGUUACCGGGAAGGUCAUUCUGGCCCUAAGGUGUGUGCUUAUGUGAGGAAUUUUCCAUUCGAUGUGACAAAAGUCGAAGUGCAAAAGUUCUUUGAGAGAUUUGAUAUCGAUGAAGAUGACAUUUACUUGCUCUAUGACGACAAAGGAGCUGGGCUGGGAGAAGCCUUGGUGAAGUUUAAAUCUGAAGAACAAGCCAUGAAAGCAGAAAACUUAAAUCGUCGAAGGUUCUUGGGAACGGAGGUGUUACUGAGACUGAUAUCUGAAGAGCAGAUGCAGAAGUUUGGUGUAACUGUUCCGUUCUCUGCCCCAAAUGAGAUGCAGGGGCAUUCGCACGCGUAUGACAGAGGUGAGCUUUCCCGUCCGGUUGGUUCACCGCCUGGUUCGCCACAAGGGCCACCCAUGCACUCGUUCGGUCCCCCUGGGAACUUCAGGCAUCCUUCUGAAUUUAGGCACCCCCCUGAGAACUUCAUGUGCCCUCCUAAGGAUUUUAGAGGCCCGCCACCCCUCAUGGAUUUUGGUGGUGACAGCGAACACUUUGGCAGAAUGGAGUUUGGGAAUAAUAAAAUGGGGAAUUUCCCAGAAGGAAGAUUUAUGCCGGACCCAAAUUUCAGUGGUGGUGGUGGUUCUGACCGUGUUGUUCCUAUUCGAUUGAAAAAUUUACCUUUUAAAGCGACUCCUAAUGAGAUUCUGGAUUUUUUCUAUGGCUACAGAGUCAUACCGGAGUCGGUUUCCGUACAGUAUAACGAACAAGGGUUGCCUUCGGGUGAUGCCAUUGUUGCUAUGACAAACUAUGAGGAAGCGAUGGCUGCUAUUAACGAAUUGAAUGAUAGGCCAAUUGGUCCCAGGAAAGUUAAGCUGAGCUUGCUGUAAAGGAGGAAAAGAUGCUCUAGAAUAAAACAUUCUAGAUUUGACAGUAUUGACAGUUGUUUUUACGUUUUUAAUUACUAGAAGUUGAAGAAGAAACGGUUUCCAUCAACGGUUGUAAAUAAUACCUAGUUGGGGUGUUUAGCUCUGGGUUGAAAUAUCUGUAUGGUUAAGAUACGAGAAAUGUAUUGUGCCUACUUCUUGUGGCAGAGAAGAGCCCUGAAAUUGUGGAGGACAUUGAAUAUUUUACAGCAAGGUAUAAAAGCAUGGAUUUCUAAUGCUUUGUUUUUUCUUUUUUUUUUUUUUUUGUUUGCUUUAAUUCGUGUCCCCUGACUUUGCAUCAAAUACAACUGUAAGUGCUGGUCGACUGACCACGCAAACGGUUCAAACAGAAAAACUUCAGUGCUAUCUGCAUUAGUCAGUAACAGUUUUUAUUGAGGUUAGCUUAAUAAAAUUAAAAAAGACUGAUUUUUUUUUUUUUGUGUAAGCUGUUCAGGUUUUGUUCGGUUUCAUGUGUUUGGAGGCAUCCCUAUUAGAAGAAAAAAGACCUGUUCACAUUAGCUGGCUUUGCUGGCUUUGCAACUUUUUUAAAUAAAAAAGAAAUUGUUAUUAAGUGUGUGUCUUAUAAUUAAAACUUGUCUAGUUACUCACCUCAACUAUUAUUUUCAGCAUACCUGGGUCUUAGUGAGAAUGAUGCUGGCUGCUUUCAGUGGAAAGAUUGAACUGUUCAGAGUUUGGCAACGUAGCAAUGAACACACAGCUCACAAAGGCUCCAAGAUCUCCAUGAAUCGGGUGGAUAGGCUUUCUUGCUCUCUUCACUCAAUGUAGUACCUUUGAGGCAGAAAAUGAAUGCUAAAAUUACAGCAAGGAUUUUGGCUUCAGCCUGAACAUUCGGUGGUCUUUUAGUUCAUCUCCACGUGCUUGUUAUAUGGAUAUCAACUUGCUAAUGAUGGCUGGAUGCAUUCCGGGUCAAUACGUAAUCAGUUUUAACUAAUGUGUCACUGGCAACCAUGCUCACGAGCUGUUUUAUUCUUUCUUGUAUAACAAAAUAAACUGUCAGUGUUCGGAAUGCUUUGACAAGUUUGGUACCAGCGUACACAAACUUUAGUAAGAAAUAAAAACUAUCCCGAUUGAGGAAAAACCUCUGCAUCUUCAAAAUUUGGGCUUAGUAACUGGUGCGAAUACACCGUGGCAAUCACAACUGUAAUGAGAUAGUACUUGGAUUACUAAAGAAUUUUAGGAAGUUUUUGUAGUUGCCUCUGAAACAAAGACAGCACACUUGCUACUUGAUGAUGAAAACUAGUUUUAACCUUUGCUCAGGCAAUACCAAAAAAAGCAUAGAUUCAUAGAGCAGUUGAGGUUGAGAAGGGACAUGGAAGUCUCCCAUUCAACCCCAGUGCUCAAAGCAGGGUCAACUAGAGCAUGUUAGUCAAAGCCUCGUGCCUUGGAUUUCCAGUAUCUCCAAGGACAGAGACCACCACUGCCUCUUGGAGGAGCCUGUUCCAGUGCCUGAUCACCCUUGCUGGAGGUCAAACCUUAAUUAAAAGUCGUCGUCAUUACUAAAUUUCAUGUAAGCUCUUUAGAAAUUAACGAGACAACCCCCUUUUUCAUCUAUAAUUUUUAAAAGGCUAAUGUAGCUUCAUUUAUUGUGCAUAUUACUUGUCUUCUCUUUUAAGUGCUCAGAAAAAAGCAUUUUAAAUGAGAAUGGUAAUGCCAAGUUUGUAGGUGUGGAUUCCUCAGCAGAACUUUGAUACGGCCAAAUUUUAAAGCCCGGAUACUUUUUUGCUGACUGGUAGGAACUUUAGAAGUGUGCUGUCCUGAAUGCUCCUCUGAAUUUAAAUGGAAUAAAAAAAAACCCUGCUGCUUUUACUUCAGAGUUUCUGUAAAAGUGAUCGAAAAGCCAACAGACUGCAGGGAAAAUAAUAGCAUGCCAAAGGGAUCCUCAAAAUAAAGUUGCAUGUUCUAAUCACGCCAUUGAAAACUUUGUUAUUUCUGUAAGGUAACAUUUUCACUACUAAUUCUUGCCUCUAUUA
Messenger RNA from Cygnus atratus (black swan), 4324 nucleotides. RefSeq names its product RNA binding motif protein 12B (gene RBM12B). Gene Ontology annotation, cellular component: ribonucleoprotein complex; nucleoplasm. The transcript is spliced from 3 exons. NCBI's taxonomy places the organism in Eukaryota, Metazoa, Chordata, Aves, Anseriformes, Anatidae. Gene Ontology annotation, molecular function: RNA binding. The record is from RefSeq and is a predicted model, not a curated record. Gene Ontology annotation, biological process: regulation of RNA splicing. Bases 195 to 2297 code for a protein of 700 amino acids.